AUAAAUGAUUAAAUUUGGGCGGCACGGUGGCCGACUGGUUAGAGCGUCAGCCUCACAGUUCUGAGGAGCGGGGUUCAAUCCCCGUCCCCGCCUGUGUGGAGUUUGCAUGUUCUCCCCGUGCCUGCGUGGGUUUUCUCCGGGCACUCCGGUUUCCUCCCACAUCCCAAAAACAUGCAUUAAUUGGAGACUCUAAAUUGCCCGUAGGCAUGACUGUGAGUGCGAAUGGUUGUUUGUUUCUAUGUGCCCUGCGAUUGGCUGGCAACCAGUUCAGGGUGUACCCCGCCUCCUGCCCGAUGACAGCUGGGAUAGGCUCCAGCACGCCCGCGACCCGAGUGAGGAGAAGCGGCUCAGAAAAUGGAUGGAUGGAUGGAUGAUUAAAUUUGUAUUAUCGACUAAAUUUAUUAUUGUUUUUUUUUUUUUCAACCACUCACUUUUAAGCCAAGGGACUAUUUCUGCUUUUCUUUAUUAAGCCUACAAUUGUAGUUGUAUCCUUAAGUUUUGCUUUAAAAAAAUAAACUGAUAAUAAUAAUGCUCACUUUUAAAUGACACUUUCACAGAGAUACAGUAUUAUUGUCAUGUGUAUUAUGGCCCCACUCAUAACAGUGGGUACGGAAAGUAUUCAGAGCCCCUUAAAUUGUUCACUCUUUGUUAUAUUGCAGCUAUUUGCUAAAAUCAUUUAAGUUCAUUUUUUUCCUCAUUAAUGUACACACAACUCCCCAUAUUGACAGGAAAAAACUUAAUUGUUGAAAUUUUUGCAGAUUUAUUAAGAAAGAAAAACUGAAAUAUCACACAGACAUAAUUAUUCAGACCCUUUGCGGUGACACUCAUAUUUAACUGGUGCUGUCAUGUUCCUCUGAUCAUCCUUGAGGUGGCUCUACACCUUCUUUUAUUAUACUGAUCGGACUUGAUUAGGAAAGUCACAUACCUGUCUAUAUAAGGCUUUACAGCUCACAGUGCAUGUCAGAGCAAAUGAGAAUCAUGAGGUCAAAUGAACUGCCUGAAGAGCUCAGAGACAGAAUUGUGGCAAGGCACAGAUCUGGCCAUGGUUACAAAAACAAUUCUGCUGCACUUAAUGUUCCUAAGAGCACGGUGGCCUCCAUAAUCCUUCAAUGGAAGACGUUUGGGACGACCAGAACCCUUCCUAGAGCUGGCUGUCUGGCCAAACUGAGCAAUCGGGGGAGAAGAGCCUUGGUGAGAGAGGUAAAGACGAACCCAAAGAUCACUGUGGCUGAGCUUCAGAGAUGCAGUCGGGAGAUGGGAGAAAGUUCGAGAAAGUCAUCCAUCACUGCAGCCCUCCACCAGUCGGGGCUUUAUGGCAGAGUGGUCCGACGGAAGCCUCUCCUCAGUGCAAGACACAUGAAAGCCCGCAUGGAGUUUGCUUGGAAAAAAACACCUGAAGGACUCUUAAGAUGUCCCAACAGUGAAGCAUGGUGGUGGCAGCAUCAUGCUGAGGGGUGUUUUUCAGCUGCAGGGACAGGACGACUGGUUGCAAUCGAAGGAAAUCUUGAAUGCGGCCAAGUACUGGACGAAAACAUUCUCCGGAGUGUUCUGGGCCGAAGGUUCACCUUCCAACAAGACAGUGACACUAAGCACACAGCUAAAAUAAUGGAGUGGCUUCAGAACAACGCCGUGACCGUUCUUGAAUGGUCCAGCCAUAGCCCUGACUUAAACCCAAUUGAUCAUCACUGGAGAGACCUGAAAAUGGCUGCCCACCAAUGUUCACCAUCCAACCUGACAGAAUUGGAGAGGAUCUGCAAGGACGAAUGGCAGAGGAUCCCCAAAUCCAGGCGGAGCUACAGCAUCGAUAAGUCGCCAGGUUCCAGCAAAACUGCGUCGCCCAUCUCGCCAAGGAAAGACGUCAAUCGCUCCGAGUCGCUUCGAGUCGUCUCCAACCGGACACACCGCGUCUUUCGCCCCUCUGACCUCAUCCACGGAGAAGUGCUUGGGAAGGGCUGCUUCGGACAGGCCAUCAAGGUGACCCACAGGGAAACAGGAGAGGUGAUGGUGAUGAAAGAGCUGAUUCGCUUCGAUGAUGAGACGCAAAGAACAUUCCUGAAAGAGGUAAAGGUCAUGCGUUGCUUGGAUCACCCCAAUGUGCUCAAGUUCAUUGGCGUCCUCUACAAAGACAAGCGACUGAACUUCAUAGCAGAGUACAUAAAGGGAGGGACCUUGAGGGAAAUCAUCAAGAAAAUGGAUAGCAACUACCCAUGGAACCAACGGGUCAGUUUUGCCAAGGACAUAGCUGCUGGGAUGUCAUAUCUGCAUUCCAUGAACAUCAUCCACCGAGACCUGAACUCUCACAACUGUCUUGUCCGUGAGAACAACACAUUGGUGGUGGCAGACUUUGGGUUGGCACGGCUCAUGGUGGACGACAAGCACGAGGAGAAAUUUCCGCCGGGUAAACUGCCAGGUCUGAAGAGGCCUGAUCGCAGGAAGAGGUACACGGUGGUGGGGAACCCCUACUGGAUGGCCCCUGAAAUGAUCCACGGAAAGAGUUAUGACGAGAGGGUGGACAUCUUUUCAUUCGGUAUUAUGCUAUGUGAGAUCAUUGGCAGGGUCAAUGCUGACCCGGACUACCUCCCCAGGGCGGUGGACUUUGGACUGAACGUGUCAGGCUUCCUCGAACACUACUGUCCCCCCGAUUGUCCCAUUGCCUUCUUCCCCAUAGCUGCUGUGUGCUGUGACCUUGACGCUGAUAAACGCCCGGCUUUCUCCAAACUGGAGGAAUGGUUGGAGAACCUGAAGAUGCACUUGGAAAUGAGUCUGCCGCUUGUGUCUGAAGUAGAGCAGCUACACAAGGCCUUCUGGGAGAACAACAGUAUCACGUGGCCCGAGAACGGCCUGCACGUCCACCCAGAACAGCCAGAGUAAGGCGGGACGGGGGCAGGAGAGCGUCCAAGUGACAGCCUGCUUCCUUGUGGUGAAGGAAGCAUGUAUUGUAACUCUCUCCACACCCCAAGCAGAUGCAAUACAUGCAGCCUGGUUCAGGCCUAACAAGUAGACUCAGGGGGACAAUUGUGCAUCUGAAAAGCCACUUGUUCAAGAGAAGCGCACGUUGUCAAAGUCCAGUGGAGAGACUUUGACUAUGAGAGCUUGAUUCUACUGCACAUGAUGCUUAAAGUAGAGCAUGACGCCUUCCAAAUUGUAACACAGCUCUUGUGUAAUGUAGAUUUACAUUUGCAGUUACUACAGUGUAUAUAUUCAUGUGGCUUAACCAGCUAAACAACAAAGCAGGAAAAAAAAAAAAGUCUUCAAUUUUGGGCUUCUACAGAACACAUCACGCACAUGUGUUUUUCAAGUGUUACUUUGAUUUAAUAGUGAGUACUGUCUAGAGAGUGCAUGCCUGUAUAUUUUGGUUUCAGUCUCAUUCAUCCUGUCCUAAAACUGUUAAUGCUGAUUGUGUAGCACUGAUUCAACUGUGAGGCACACACGCACACGCACGCACGCACGCACACACACACACACACACACGCGCGCGCACACGUGUACACUGUUAAGGCUAAAAUGUUUCAUAGUCUUUUGCAUUUCUCCUUCCUGGUAAUGUGGCAUCUUCAAUAUUCCAAUGUGCACUAGUGUACAUAGGUGGCGACAUUGUAAAUGUGGUAAAUAUUGUAAAUGUAAAGACAUAUUUUCUAUACGUAUUUGCAUUAUUGCCAUAUUCUUAUUGGUUGGCCUGACUUACAGUUAUGGAAGUUGAAAAGGUUUUACUGCAGUUUAUGCGGGCCAGCAUUUGAUAGACGAUUACGUUUUACUCCGUUUGAUCUCAUGAUGUGUUGCAAUGUUUCAUCCAGUGUCUGGUUUGUUGCUCCUAUAGAGUUUCCUGCAUUGAAUCUUUUCCGUUCCCUUUUGGAAUAUGAUUAAAACACCCUUCAAAUUCUGAAAAGCUAACAGUCUAUCUAUACUGUAUACAGUAUAUCUUUAUAUUGUUCAUCUGAGUAAUACCAGGCUCAUAGUGUGUGUCGUCCUACUGUAUGUUUACAUGUACAUUCUGUCUGUAAAUAUCACAUUAUACUGUGUGACUUUACACGUUUUGUCAGUCUAUGUCCAUUGCAGUAAUGUGCACUAUGGCACUGCGUUGGAAAUGAUCGCUUCCACAAAAUUUCUCACUUGCACCAUUUAAAUCUGUUGGCUGUAAACUAAAAAUCUGUUUUAUUUCUGGCUUAUGUUCACAAAAGCUGCAUGGUACAAUUGCGAAAGUUGGUCUGCCUUCUAAGCCUGAAUAUUGUGAUGUUAAAUAACAUUUUGAAAUAGAUAUUAAAGAACAGCAUCUGUUUUAUAUAUAUAUAUGGAAACCACUGAAAUCUUUUGUAUAGAUUUUCAUUUGCACUAUAUUAACCAAAUGGCUAGUUCAAGCCAUGUUUUUUUUGUUUGUUUGUUUUGCUUCUUUGGGCUACUUGUGAUAAUAAGGAGAUAAUGUUGGUUCAGGUUGAUAUAAUGAUGCAAGACACUGGUUGAGCCUUUGAAAAUGUUAUAUUCAGGAAAAUCCAGCCCCUUGACAUUAAACUGGACUUGAUUUGUGAAAAUGUAACAUUUUGCACGUUUCUUGUGCAAUUUUGAUUGAUCAUCAUCAUCCAUCUGUGGUGACAAUUUAGUUUACAUUUUAAAGAUACGAGCAUGUCCAGUUUGAAAGCUCGGGGAGAAUAGAGUUUUCCUGUGUUUGCUUCUCCGAGGAUGUGAUGUCCCAGCUUUGCUUGCUGCCUUGCUCAGUGGUCCUUGUCAACCAUGUCGUUUGUAGUGUCUGAUGACUGGGCUGCAAACACUGAGUCUUUUGUCCCAAAACAGAACUUAACUUUCACCUCUUCAUCACUCCUUUGGCUCAGGGCCGUCCUUUCCUGGUGUUCCUUCACCAUGAAGUCAAUCCACAACACAGUAGUAAACAAUGAGACUUAGAGAGCAUGUGAUAACUGUACAGCCUGCGAAUUCAAAACUGCUUAUUCAUCGCAAACCAUUCCGCAGUGAUGUGUUAUCACUAAUUCCUGUGUGAGCAUGUUGAUGAUGUCUCUGUGAGGACGGCGUGAUGAUCAAUUAGAAUGUUGCCGCAGCACUUCUUUGCAAAGGAUCAAUACCUCUGAUCAAUGCUGUGCCUUUGUUGUAAGCUAGCCUUGCCAACGACUUGAAAAAUUACCUGAUUUCCUGAUUAUUUUUUAUUAUUAUUUUAUUUUUAUUUUUUUUUUUUUUUUGGUAAUGUAUCAUACGUGCAAGCCUGACUCCAGUGGACUGAAUAUCAUUGCUGAUAGUGUUUGUAUAAGAUUUUCUUCCAGUCCCAUCUCAUAUUUGUAUUUUCCUGACCUUCACGCUCAUAUUUUGAUAUUUUAAUAUUAUACUUCUUCUUUUGUUGUCUUAUUUAAUUUUUACGCAAGCUGUGAAUACAAUUCUGCACUUUAAAUCCUGAACGUGAACAUUCAAACUCCUGAGAUGAGUGUUUUUUUGUUUUUCUUUUUACUUUUUGUCACAGCUGAAAAUAAAAUUGUUUCUCUUUAAACAAA
Molecule: messenger RNA, 5486 nt
Organism: Phyllopteryx taeniolatus (common seadragon)
Lineage: Eukaryota; Metazoa; Chordata; Actinopteri; Syngnathiformes; Syngnathidae
Gene: limk1a
Product: LIM domain kinase 1a
Exons: 11
Coding region: 958-2871 (637 amino acids)
Biological process (GO): DNA transposition; DNA integration; actin cytoskeleton organization
Cellular component (GO): cytoplasm; neuron projection; nucleus
Molecular function (GO): DNA binding; ATP binding; protein binding
Source: RefSeq, a predicted model, not a curated record